Messenger RNA from Sphenostylis stenocarpa, 579 nucleotides. NCBI's taxonomy places the organism in Eukaryota, Viridiplantae, Streptophyta, Magnoliopsida, Fabales, Fabaceae. The record is from the annotation of a GenBank genome assembly.
AUGAGGUUCAUGAAGCCCUUGCAAUUAUUUCAUGAUCUGAAGAAUUCAACCCGGAAGCAACGCGGAAGGUUGCUUGGUUUGGACGUCGGGGAUAAAUAUGUUGGCCUUGCUCUUUCUGACUUCGACAACAAAAUUGCUUCACCUUUCAGCGUUCUUGUUAGGAAGAAGACAAAUAUUAGUUUAAUGGCUUCUGAUUUUGAGAACCUGAUCUCUAAAUAUUCCUUGGAAGGCUUUGUUAUUGGCCUCCCUUUUGAUAAAAAUCGGGUGGCUUCUGAUGCUGUGCAAGUGAAGGUCUUUAUUGAUCACCUCUGUGGGACAAAAAUGCUUGAAGGAGUAAAGUAUACAUAUUGGAAUGAGUGCUUCACAUCAAAGAAUGUGGAAUUGCUGUUAAAGCCUUUAAAUUUGAAUCGUCCAGUUCUCUCCAAGACUAUUCUAGACAAGUUUGCAGCGGUAGGAAUACUUCAGGGGUACCUGGAUUUUGUCAACAGGAAAAUGAAGCUAGAGUGUAGGCAUGGAUCAGAAAUCACAACUACCUCUGAAUUAAAGCUGCUGUCGACAUUUAUUCUUGUUGUAAAUUGA